Messenger RNA from Amoebophrya sp. A120, 2479 nucleotides. NCBI's taxonomy places the organism in Eukaryota, Dinophyceae, Syndiniales, Amoebophryaceae. The record is from the annotation of a GenBank genome assembly.
AUGCUGACAAAGAUGUUGAACGCAUUUGUAGACGUUUCGCUUAGCGUUGGCAUGCAGUUGACAAAUUAUGUGAAUGAUCAUGAUGGUGGAGAUGAGAUUUCUUUGCAGUAGUUCCAUACCCCAAGUCGUGGAUCUUCUCUUGGAAAACCGACGGAAUUACCUCUAUUUUUCCUCACGACGUGGUCAACACUGCGAAGAAACAAGUCAACCUGCCAUGGAAGAAACGGAAACCACUACGACUUGUCAUGCUCCUUCCGGAGGACGAGCAGCGUCCGCAACAGAACUCCUCGCUUUCGAUUACGCGGAGUUGCUAUUUCGUCACCCAGGGAAGGUCGCGCGUUUGUCUGGUGACCUGGUUAGGGCGGCGCGACUGACCAAGAAUAUGGGCGUGGAUGCUAGCAAUACAAAUGGAUCUGUGUUGCAGAAACCGAAUGAGAACCUCAGCCGGAUGGUUUCAACAUCUGCUGCGCCAGUAGACAUGAAGUCUUUUGUCGACGUGAAUUUAGCAACUGGAGAGGUUGAAGAACUUGAGCCGGCAGAUCAAGACGUAUACAGGUCGGGCGAGGAAAGCGAAAAUGAGUCUGUCAUGCAAAAUGGCAAUGGCCGCAACGGGCACCUGCAUUUAUCUACUUGUGCGAAUGGAACAUCCUCGAAUGGGAAAAGUGCCACGUCUGCGUCCGCCACGUAUGACCAACGAGAUCUUCAAGAUGGAAAAAUAAUAUCCGACCCCACUGCAGAUGAACAAAACCGUUUCUUGGCCACCGUGCUUCGCAAAAGCACUCGGGAAUUGCUGAGGAGAAAUCCUAAGAGACCAAAUAUGAUCAAAAACACUUUGACGUCCAAUUGCGAACAAACCCCCGCGGAGGUACCACCCACCGCACACCACGACAAGAAGAAAAUUUUGCCGACCUUGUCAUCAUCAUCGUCCCAUGCUGGUGCAAAGAGAGGUAGUUCAUCUUCUCCUACAACUACUUCUAGCAGCUUCAUCCCCUUGCCCUUCGAACCCUUCCCGGUUCCUGGAGGGCGGUUUCGGGAAGUUUACUACUGGGACUCCUAUUGGAACUGCCUGGCAUUUGUGCAGCAACAGGUGGAACAGCAGCAGAAACAGGAGGCACAGGAACAUCAGCAGAGGCGAGCUGCACACAGUGAAGAUCGAGAUCCUCUUUCUCUGAUCGAGAAUGUUUUGAAAAACUUUCUCUACCUUCUCAACACAUUCGGGUUCAUUCCAAAUGGGAACCGGGUGUACUACUUGACAAGAAGUCAGCCCCCGAUGUUCACGGAGAUCGUAUUGCUGUGGCUGAAGGAAGUGAUGUUACAAAAUGAAUGUUGCGCCGAGGACGAGCAUGCGGGCGGACGACCACAAGCGGAUAGAACCAGAAGUGGUACCGAUAGUACAACAGCGAUGAGUUGUGCAGCGGACGACAAUCGCGUCUCGGAGAAACCGCAGUCCUCACACGACAAUUAUGCGGAGGACGACAAUGCUGACAAUCAUAGUCGAGGAGGAAAUAGAGACCAAGCGCCGGCGCGCGAGGUGAAAAAUAAAAAUAAAGAUUCUGGAAGACUAGAAGAUGAACUGGCAAGUGAAGAUACGUCUUCACAGAAGACAUCGAGUAGAGACAGAAAAAACCCGAGAAGAUCAAGCUUCUUCGAGACGCACGAUUUUUUGCCAACAUUUGAAAUGUGGCCGGCAUCGCGGGAGGCAGUGACGGACUCGCUGGCGGACAAAAUUAAAAAAGACGAAGAGCAUGAGGAUGAUAGUCGAAGUAACAUCAUCAAAAACUCCGCUCAUCUAAGUUUCUUCGAGGAAUUAGUCGCCGGCGUGGAGAAGGAGUAUACUUGGUGGAUGACGUAAAAAUCGUAGUCGCACAACUGAUCUGUGAAGGAGCUUCGAAACUACACGAGAGCGAAGAAGUGCGUACAACCACCGAGUGGAGUUGACAACUUCGUACAACCAGCAUCACCACCUCGACAUCUUCGCUACCUAUAAUAUUAAUAGAUGCUCGCUCGUCUACUUCGUACAAAAAAAAACUGAAAAAACGUUUUGACGUGCCGGCAGUACUCGAGACAGAAAUGAAAGUCAGACUUUUGUUGAUCUGGAUCGUUCUUCGCUUGCCGAAAACACCAGGUCCCCAGCAUUUCAUUCUCUAACCUGUGAUCAUCUCCGUUUAUUUUGUUCGCAAGCUACGUGGUCUCUGGCUCUGCUAUUCUAGUUUUGUGCCUUUUUUUGACACUUUUUAUUCAAUUUGCAAGGGAAGUAGUUCUUGUGCUCACGACUUGAAGUCGCUUGUAGUCGAUCAGUUUCGUUGUCAAAUCGACUUUCAUCCACUUUUUUGGACUUUUUGGACUACAACUAUCUUUUAUUCCUUUUGAACUACGACAACGGGUAUAAAAACCGGAGCGCGACGAGGCUUCUCAGCUGAAAACGCGUGGACCCCUGCUAGUACUACAACUACGUGCUUUCGCCCACACUUAUCGCGAG